CCUGCAGCCGAACAAGGAGCAAGCUGCCGGCAGCACCCACCCCUUGAAGAACCGAUAGAAAGCUUGAAAUUUCUCCUUCUUCUCUUGUUAAAUAACAAGCAUUAGGACUUAGAAACCCUCCAUAAAGCAAGGAAAUUCCAGAUCUGCUCGGUGUCUCUUCCUCCCCUGUCCGUCGGGUUCUGCUAGGUGUGAAUCCUUCGGCUUUUCUGUUUCCGUGAGUCCCCUGCAGAUUGCCGUCGGCCUCUUUCCCCCCUGCCAGGUCCGGUUCUGCAGCUGGAAAAUUCUGGUAGGUUGGCUUCUCUAAUUCUCGAAAAUUAGUUGAUAAAUUGCUGCCCUAUGUUGUCCGAAAAUCUGUUGAAAAAUGGGGAUGAAUUUGACAGUAAUUAGACCAUGAUUUAGCUUAAUUCAUGUAGAAAAUUAGUUUAUUUUGGCUGCUGUGAUUUUUGGAGAAAAAUCCCGUGAGAUUAGCUAUGGUUUUGUCAAUUUUGGAGGAUUGCAGUCACUGUUCACGACAUGAUCACUGUUUAUGGGCACUGUUCACACACACGGAUGGCCAACAAUUAACGGGGAUUUAAAUGUUUAGUUUGUAAUAUAAGAACAAAUUUAGAGAUAUUUGACCAACAUUUUAAGUAUUGAUUCCAAUGCUAUGUUAUUUUUAAAGAUUUAAAAAAUCACCUUAAUUAUUUUGACUCAAGCCAAGCUCAUUGCACAUGUUAUUUAAUGUUGGUGCCAGGUCAACUUUGCUUUUCUCUGCAAUUCACCUUGAUAUUUUGAUUAAAAAAAUCACUUUAGUUGAUUUUUCAUAGGUAAUUAUUGCAGGUUGAGCAGGAGUUGUUUGUGUAAUUCCAAAUAGAAUUCUAAGUUUGUAGACUACUAGAAGUUGAGAUUUUCUAUAAGCUUCUUUCACAUUCCAGUGUUUUUUACUUGAUAGAAGGCAUUUUUCCACUAAAACUUUAUAUUUUAUAUUGUAAGCUUCCUUUUUUAUAUCAGGUGUUAAGUAGUGAACAAUAAAAGCCUGGAUCAAGU
Messenger RNA from Rubroshorea leprosula, 1026 nucleotides. Lineage: Eukaryota; Viridiplantae; Streptophyta; Magnoliopsida; Malvales; Dipterocarpaceae. The record is from the annotation of a GenBank genome assembly.